AGCUUUAGCAACUGGAAAAGUCGGGCAGACUCCGAGUAGCGUCCUGUAACUGAAUCUCUGUUAACUUUCUGCGCUUCAAAGUUACGAUAUUUCGUGAUGGAGUUGCAUCAAAUAUCGGGUUCCAUCGCCUUCAAAUUCGGUCAUUCCCCGAGACAUGCCGUCAUUCGAAUGACCGGUACACCGGAGUUCAAUUCUCGGAACCGGAUGUUUAUUGCGGGGAUGGGUUUCGUCGGCCAGGUGUUGGCGCAAGACCUCAAGAACCAAGGAUGGACUGUCUCUGGGACUUGUACGAGCAGUAUCAAGAAGAAGAAGCUUGAGGAAGAAAGGGGCUUUGAUAUCCACCUUUUUGAUGCAAACCAGCCAGAUGUGACCAGCACCCUAGAAAUUAUCAAGGACCAUACCCACCUGCUUGUCUCCAUCCCUCCAGUUCCUGGUAUCGGUGGCCCGAUACUGCAGAAUGAACUUCGUCUGAGGAGAGCACUUAUGGGUGGAAAUCUUCAAUGGAUUUGUUAUUUGUCAUCAACUAGUGUAUAUGGAGACUCAGGCGGUGCAUGGGUGGAUGAGGAUUAUCUCCCUAACCCCACAAGUGAUGUGGGUAGAUUAAGGUUAGCUGCUGAGGAGGGAUGGUUAAAUUUGGGCCAGAGUCUGGGCAUCUCAACAAAAGUUUUUCGGCUUGGAGGCAUCUAUGGUCCUGGUAGAAGUGCUGUUGAUACAAUAAUCAAGCGGGGAGCUUUAUCGGAAAGUCAGAGAAUGAGAGGAUAUAGGCGGUUCACAUCAAGAGUUAAUGUUCAGGACAUUUGCCAAGCUCUGAAGGCCAGUAUAUGCACAUCUUCCUCCAGGUAGUUUAUAAUAUUGUUGAUGAUGAGCCAGCCCCAAGGGAAGAAGUAUUUGAGUAUGCAAGGGACUUGGUUGAGAAAAAGUGGCCUGGCUGGAUCAAACAUUCUUCUGAGGAAAAAGAGUCUUCAGUUAUUGUUAAGAAGGAGGGUUUAUCAGGUGAGAAGAGAGUCUCCAAUGCUCGUAUGAAGAAAGAGCUAGGUGUGAGGCUUCUUCAUCCAAGUUAUAGGUCAGGAUUGCAAAGCAUUAUUGACCAAAUGGAUAAACCCAUUUUAGCAGAGUAAUAAUGGAAACAUCUAGCUUGGGUUCCCACAAGUCAAGUCAAGUAAUGUGAGAUUAAUUAUGAAGGCCUGUUGUGC
Molecule: messenger RNA, 1193 nt
Organism: Prunus avium (sweet cherry)
Lineage: Eukaryota; Viridiplantae; Streptophyta; Magnoliopsida; Rosales; Rosaceae
Source: RefSeq, a predicted model, not a curated record